ACCACAGACAUUUCAACAUGAACGUCUCAGAGCACUACUUGAAGCAUUAAUAAACAUUUUGUUUUCCUUUCAAACUGAUCAAGUGCACUUGUCCAGCUCUUCAGAUUUACAGCGCACAGUUUUUUUUGUUUAACUGUCUCUGGUGGCAACACAGAAUGACAGUGAUAAAAGGAACAAAAAUUGCAAAACUUCCUACAACCUUGAGACAAAUCUGAUAGGCCUGGCCCCCUUUUUCUUAGUUAUCAUAUAAGCCUAUUUGCACUCAAAACAAAUCAUUAGGGAAAGGAUCCACAGCCACCCAGUCCACAGCAGCAAACUUUCCAACAUUUGUCAGUACGAUGAGCCGCAGUGUUUUGGGACUACAAUCCCUGCAUAGAUUGCUUUGUGGGAGAGCACUAUUUUACAGGAAGACACUCGUGGUUAAGUGCCGGGAAGUAUUGCAGCCUGCUGUGAGCCAACAGAAAAGACCUGUCAGCUUAUCUGCUGUAUUCUGGAACCACAGGUCAGAUGAUGAAAUAGUAGUCCACUUUAUUGAUCAAAAUAACCAGAAAUUAACUGCAGUGGGAAAGGAGGAUGAACGUCUGCUUGAGAUGGUAAAACGUAACUUAAAUAUUGAUGGAUUUGGUGCAUGUGAAGGAACGCUGUCAUGUGCAACGUGCCACUUAAUCUUGGACAGGGAUACCUAUGAGUCUUUGGAUGAGAUUACUGAUGAAGAACUGGACAUGUUGGAUUUAGCCUUUGAACUGACAAGCACGUCCCGACUGGGUUGUCAGAUUUGUCUGAAGAAAUCUUUGGAUGGCAUUACUGUGAAAAUACCAAGCCGUUUUUCUGCUGUAAGAAUGGCAGUCAAUGCGAAAGAGCAGUCAUAAAAAGGAGCUGCCACAGUCUUGUUACAUCUCUUGGCAGCAAGUUUCAGUUCCAACCUUCACAAAGUUUAUGUGCCAAACAUCCACCCAUCAAGCCACUUAGUUCAAGCUGGAUCCAGAUAAAGCUGCAGUAUCUCAGCUAUCAUCCAAGGGGAAAUUCUUUACAGCAGUAUUAUCAUUAGUUCAGAGUUUUAUUUUGGAAAGGAACCACUGCUAAUAUUCAACUUUGGACUCUUGCUUUUCACUGGUAAUUAAUACAGGAAGGUACCUACUCAACCUGAUGUUAAAUACACACAAGAACAAUUACGUAAAGACAUAUCUGUAUUGGGUUUGGGUUUUGCGUAAAUUAACUUGGCAGAAUGGUCAGAGGGCACAUAUUGACUUGCACAUGAUUGGUUUCUGUUUCAGUUGCAUGGACCGUGUGUGUCCAUCUCCAACAAUUGCCUCCUGUGGAACGUCCCUCAGUAAUUAUGCUGUAUCCUUGGCAAACAGAUUCCUAACUAGGUAAUGACUUAAGUGCAGUUAGCAAAGGCUGAGAUGAUCAAAAUUAAUCUCACAGCUAGUUUCAAAAGAAGCACUUGUUAGACCGAAAUAGCCUCAGGCCUGAGGCAGAAGGUGAAAGUUUAGUGUCAAAACUACUGUACCAUAAUGUGACUUAGAGAUACUGUUACUUAUUAACUCACAGCAUCACAGGUCCAAAUGAUUCAACAGUUGCAGUGACUGUAAGUUCUAAACAUCAUGUUUGUAAACAUCAUCUAAGCAUCAUGUUUGUAACUUAUCAAUGGCCUGCUGGGUCAAGAGCCAAAUCCCAGUUCCAAUCCACACUUUUCAGAAUCAGAAUCAGAUUUAACAUUACUGGCAUAUGUCGUGAAAUUUGAUGUCUUUGCAUUGCAAUACAUAAUAAUAGUCAAAAACUGUGAAUUACAGUAAAUAUGUGUGUAUAUAUAUAUAUAUAUAUAUAUAUACAUACAUACACAUAAUAGUUAAAUUAAAUAAACAGUGCAGACAUAAAAAUUUAAAAAGUAGUGAGGUAAUGCUCAUGGAUUCAAUAUCCAUUCAGAAAUUGGAUGGCAGAGGGGACUCCUGAAUAUUUGAGUGUGUGCCUUCAGGCUCCUGUACCUGCUUCCUGAUGGUAACAAUAAGAACAAGGCACGUCCUGGGUUAUGGGGAUUCUUAAUGAUGGAAUCCAACUUUCCAGGGCAUCGCUCCUUGAAGGUAUCCUGGAUACUACGGAGGCCAGAGCCCAUGUCAGAGCUGACUAAGUUUACAACUCUCUACAGCUCACUUUGAUCCUCUACAACUCCCUGCAGCUUAUUUUGAUCCUGAAACAUUUAAUAUAGUUUGGUAAUAUUUUUAAUAUGUGACUUCAACAGCUUCCAUUCUGAAUUGUAUUCCAGGUUCCAAAUUUAAAUAUAAACAAUAGACAAUGGGUGCAGGAGUAGGCCAUUCAGCCCUUCUAGCCAACACCACCAUUCACUGUGAUCAUGGCUGAUCAUCCACAAUCAGUACCCAGUUCCUGCCUUAUCCCCAUAACCUUUGAUUCCACUAACUUUAAGAGCUCUAUCCAUUUCUUUCUUGAAAGCAUCCAGAGACUUGGCCUCCACAGCCUUCUGGGGCAGAGCAUUCCAUAUAUGCACCACUCUCUGGGUGAAAAAGUUUUUCCUCAACUCCUUUCUAAAUGGCCUACCCUUAUUCUUAAACUGUGGCCUCUUGUUCUGGACUCACCUAUCAGCGGGAACGUGCUUCCUGCCUCCAGCGUGUCCAAUCCCUUAAUAAUCUUAAACAACAGGAA
This is a messenger RNA of Mobula hypostoma (lesser devil ray), 2658 nucleotides long. It is a transcript of the gene fdx1b, whose product is annotated as ferredoxin 1b. The transcript is spliced from 4 exons. The record is from RefSeq and is a predicted model, not a curated record. Lineage: Eukaryota; Metazoa; Chordata; Chondrichthyes; Myliobatiformes; Myliobatidae. Gene Ontology annotation, biological process: P450-containing electron transport chain. The coding region runs from base 339 to 869 and encodes 176 amino acids. Gene Ontology annotation, molecular function: 2 iron, 2 sulfur cluster binding.